AUGGCGAUGAAUGUUUACUCCACCUCAAUGGCCACAGAGAACCUGAGUCGUCAUGACAUGCUGGCAUGGGUCAACAACUCUCUGCAGCUCGCAUACACAAAGAUCGAGCAGCUCUGUUCGGGUGGUGCUUACUGUCAGUUAAUGGACAUGCUGUUUCCAGGGUGCAUAUUAAUGAAGAAAGUGAAGUUCAAUGCUAAACUGGAGCAUGAAUACAUCCACAAUUUCAAGGUCUUACAGGCUUCAUUUGAAAGAAUGAAUGUGGACAAGAUCAUUCCUGUGGAGAGGCUGGUGAAGGGCAAGUUCCAGGACAACUUUGAGUUCCUUCAGUGGUUUAAGAAGUUUUUUGAUGCCAACUAUGACGGGAAAGAUUACCACCGUGUAAUGUCACGGCAGGGCCAUGAGGGAACGCUGCCUCCACCCAACCCAGGCCACAUGAGAACAUCUCCCACAGCACCAAAGAGUGUUCCUCCCCCCCAGAGGCAGACCAACACAGCACCAGCCCGCAGGACAACUCCUGUGAGCCGCAAUGGAGGAGACGCUGAGCUUCUAGAGCUCAACCAGCAGCUGCUGGAUCUGAAUCUGACUGUACACGCACUGGAGAGGGAGAGGGACUUUUACAUUGGAAAGCUGACAAACAUUGACCUUCUCUGCCAGGAAAGCGAAAAUGACAGACAUGCAAUCAGCAAAAUCAUGGAUGAAGUCCUGUCAUGGAAGCGUGGUAUUUAUAGACCUUGCCAAGUACUACUGUAGAAGACUGAAGAGAAGGAUAACAAGAAGAAAAAGCUUUCUGUUUCUUUGCUGCUGAUGAUACAGAAUGCUUGAUUUUCAUCAGUAAAGUUGAAUGCAGUGCCUUCUCAUACACUGGAGAGAUCACUUGGAGCUUUCUGAGUGAAAACAGGAGCUGCUAAAAAACACCAGGGGCCUCAUUUGUCAAAACGUAAUAGAUUUCCCAUGAGCAUAAAAAAGAUUUAAUUCAAUUAAAAUGAGCAUGAACAAGCUCAUUUACAUAAAGAAAAAGUGACGUAUCCUCAAUAACAGCUCCACGAAGCGUUUGAGUGUCUUUCCGCUUAUUGUUUUGCUUUCACAGCCCACAGCUUUACUGUUUCGGUUCACCGUCGUUGUUCUGUUUCCUUAACUCACCGUACGUACACCGAGCCCUUCCACACGGUAACUGUUGGAUGGUUUUGUUGUUUUGAAGGCACUGUGACUGGUUGUGUGUUUGUAGAUUCUUGUUGUGUUGGACAGUGAACCUGUUGAAUCUGUAAGUGGCUGCUUGUUUCUUACCACAUGUUAACAGCAAAAUAAAAUUAAUAAUAAAAAUAUCAACUUGA
Messenger RNA from Perca fluviatilis (European perch), 1331 nucleotides. Its product is annotated as microtubule-associated protein RP/EB family member 3-like. Gene Ontology annotation, molecular function: microtubule plus-end binding. NCBI's taxonomy places the organism in Eukaryota, Metazoa, Chordata, Actinopteri, Perciformes, Percidae. Gene Ontology annotation, biological process: regulation of microtubule polymerization or depolymerization; spindle assembly; protein localization to microtubule plus-end. The transcript is spliced from 5 exons. The record is from RefSeq and is a predicted model, not a curated record. Gene Ontology annotation, cellular component: microtubule organizing center; microtubule plus-end; spindle midzone. The coding region runs from base 1 to 750 and encodes 249 amino acids.